Molecule: messenger RNA, 1749 nt
Organism: Drechmeria coniospora
Lineage: Eukaryota; Fungi; Ascomycota; Sordariomycetes; Hypocreales; Ophiocordycipitaceae
Product: amidohydrolase family protein
Exons: 2
Coding region: 1-1749 (582 amino acids)
Molecular function (GO): hydrolase activity, acting on carbon-nitrogen (but not peptide) bonds
Source: RefSeq, a predicted model, not a curated record
AUGAAUGUCAUGCUGCUUGAUAAAUCCGAGCCCACCCCGGCACCGCAGCACUGCAUGCUCUUGCCGACAUCGACACACGACGGCAACGGCGACGCCAGCAUGGGUGACGAUCCUCGAGCCACGCUGCUGCUCAACGGCAAGAUAUAUCAGUCAACAAAUGAAAGUGCGGCGCCGACCUACGCCACGUGCAUGCUCGUCCGAGGGGACAGUAUUGAGCACGUCGGCACCGAGACAGACGACGUCGUCGCAGCAGCGAGGGCCGGCGGCGCCCGCGUCAAAGAUUUGCAAGGCCAGACGGUGCUACCGGGCUUCAUCGACGGCCAUGUCCAUCUUCUGCUUGCCGGACAGUGCCUGAAAAAGGUCGACCUCGAGGGAUGCAAGAACGUGGACGACGUGCGGACGCAGAUCAAACGCUACGCCGAGUCGCAGCCCCAUAUCCCGCGCAUCUUUUGCCGUGGAUGGACGCACUCCAUGACGCCCGACGGCGUCGACGCCAGCCUCCUCGACGACCUGGAUCCUCGGCCCAUCUUUGUCGACACCAAAGAUCUGCAUUCGACCUGGUGCAACGCCGCCGCCGUCGACGAGGUGUGUCGCGUGAUGGACAUUUCCGCCGAAACACCGGAUCCAGCGGGCGGCACGAUCCAGCGAGACGGCACCGGAAAGCCAAAUGGCGUCUUCAACGAGAGCGCCGUAUUCCAAAUCAUCUGGCCCUUUGUCGCCCGAGUGGCGUCCAUGGCGGAGCGGAAGGAGGCGAUCAAGGGAGCCUUGACCCAAUUCAACUCGGUCGGGUACACCGGCAUCAUCGACAUGGCCAUGGAUGACAACAUCUGGGAGCCGUUGAUGGAGCUGAGGCGUGAUGAGGGCGGCCUGCGCGGCAUCCGGGUGGCCGCCUACUGGCUCAUGAGACCGGACGAGUCGCGCGACAAGGUGCUCGCCCAGGUCGACCGUGCUGCCGCCUUGGCCCGAGAGUUCAACGCCGAGACGACGCCAGACUGCCGCCUCGUCGGGGUCAAGGUGAUUUGCGACGGCAUCGUCGACGCCUGCACCGCCUCUCUCACGGAGCCGUACUCGAGCCGGGAGAGCCCGGAUCCGAUGUGGAGCGAGCAGGUGCUCGACUCGCUCGUAGCCAGAGCGCACGAAGCCGGCUUGCAGGUCGCCCUCCACGCCAUCGGUGACCGCGCCAUCAGCAUGGCCAUUGACGUGCUCGAGAAGGGGACGGACAGGUCGCGACGGCCGCGCAUCGAGCACCUCGAGCUCGCCUCGGCCGACGAUGCCCGACGUCUCGGCAAGCUGGGCAUCACGGCUUCCAUCCAGCCCGUCCACUCGGACCCUGCCAUUCUGCGCGCCUGGCCACGGCUGCUGGGCGAGGACCGCUGCAGGCGAGCGUUUGCCUACCGCGAGUUUGUCGACGGAGGCGCUCCCUUGGCCCUCGGCUCCGACGCACCGACGGCACCGCACGAGCCGCUGCCGAACCUGUACGUCGCGACGACGAGACGUUCCUAUCGCGAGCUCGGCCUCGAAACGACCGUCAGUCCCGAGCUCGCCCUCACCGUGUGCCAGGCGGUGGCGGGCGCGACGCACGGCUCGGCGUACUCGUGCUUCGCCGACGAGUGGACGGGCCGGCUGCGGCCGGGGAUGAAGGCCGACUUUGUCGUUGCUCAGGUAGAACUGACGGCAGAAAAGCUGGUCCAGGGGGUCGUGAGAGAAACCUGGUUCGAGGGUAGGAGGGUGUAUCCGGUCGAAGGGUGA